Messenger RNA from Pyrus x bretschneideri (Chinese white pear), 1734 nucleotides. RefSeq names its product F-box/LRR-repeat protein 13-like. The record is from RefSeq and is a predicted model, not a curated record. Lineage: Eukaryota; Viridiplantae; Streptophyta; Magnoliopsida; Rosales; Rosaceae. The transcript has 6 exons. Gene Ontology annotation, molecular function: protein binding. Bases 1 to 1734 code for a protein of 577 amino acids.
AUGGGUUCAAUGCCAAAGCCUCAAGAGAGAGUCAGUGAUAGGAUAAGUGCACUACCAAAUGAGGUUCUUUGCCACAUACUUUCAUUUCUUCCAACGAAGUAUGUUGUUAGGACCACCGUUUUGUCUAAGAAAUGGAACAACAUAUGGACUUGCGUUCCUAAUCUGUACUUUUGUGACGAUGACUACCCUAAUGUUAAUGCGUUUAUAUCAUUUGUGGAUCAUGUACUUGACUCUCCUGACUUAUCACGCAUCCAAAAGUUCCAUCUUCGAUGUGACCAUGACUACUUCGAACCCCCACCUAUUGAUCGUUGGAUUCACAGUGCAAUUAGACGGAAGGUUGUUGAACUUGAUCUUUGUGUUUCUCACUUUGAUCCAGACGACAAUUUGGAAUUGCCUCAAACAAAUUUCAUGUGCGAAACACUAGAAGUUUUGAAGCUGCAGUUUCAUUUUAUUGCUCAUUCUCUUACAUCAAAGUGUUUUCCAAAUCUCAAGUUCCUCUAUGUUCUAAUUCAUCAUCCUGAUAUUGAAUCAGUGAAAAAUGUUUUAUCUUACCUUCCUGUACUGGAAGGUUUGAGAAUUGGGGGAUCUCUUGACGAUUAUGAUGUUGAAAGUCUGGAUAUCAACAUCUCUGCACCAUCACUGAAGACGUUAGCUAUAUGUUUGGAGUUUGACGAUUUUGAUGAGGAGUUCAAGAUUUGUAUUGACGCUCCAAAACUUGAAUCCCUUGAUGUCCAGCUACUUACUAGUUUGUUAAAUUUUUCUUUGUUGAUCAAGGAAAAUCUCAUAGUCAAGGCCAAUGUGGAUCCUCUAUGGGAAGUUGUCAGUAGUGGUGAUAUUGCAGACGUGGCAGAUAUUCUCUUCUAUGCAGAAGAGCCUGAUCGCGCAAUAGCACUUCUGAGAAAUGUCUCCAAUGUCAAGUACCUGUCUCUUUCAGCUCAUAGUUUGGAAGGUGAUUUUCCUGCAUUUGACAAUUUGAACCAACUGAAGCUGGUUUUUUACGAUUGCGGUUACUGGAGAUAUCUGACAAAUUUACUCGAGAGAUCACCUAAUCUAGAAUAUCUCGUCUUUGAAUACAAAGAUUGUACCAUAUGCAAUGUAGAAGACUUCAGGCAUGAAUUUAUUCCACAAGAAGUUGUGCCUAUUUCUUUGUCGUCGCAGCUCAAGAUUAUUACUGUAAACAGAUUCAAGGGAACGCGUGGUGAGAUGGAAUUGGUAAAGUACUUGUUAAAGAAUGGUGGAGUACUAAAUAAGAUGACCAUUGACGCUUCAGGGAAUACAAAUCUUCCGCAUGCACGUACGAAGGUGUUAUCAAAGGAAGUUUCACUGUUAAAAAUGGUUUCGAAGUCUAAGAAUCAAGCAAGAUUCAUGUUGUCAUGUUCCCCAUUUGUAGAGAGGAAGGGGGAAGUGGUGAAAAAUACAUCUAGGAUCAUAGUUUUUAAUCCCUUCAUAGCUGGACAGAUUGAAAGAAACGAAGGCGUGGAAGACGCUGGUUCUUCCCAGCUGUUGUUUAUUACUUCAUCUUUCUUGAAGGGUUGUUCUCUGCCUGCUUUUGAUAAUUUGAGCAAAUCGACGCUGGUUCUUCACAGUUGUUGUUACGGGUGGGAAAUGCUAAUAGAGUUGCUCAGGGGAUCGCCUGCUCAGAGCUUCCAUGGUAUGCACCGGAUUUUGUUCCAUUUGUUUAUCGUCAUAAAUCAAAACUAUCUCCAUGAGGGCAUUCCGGGGAAAUCCAGAUGA